This is a messenger RNA of Staurois parvus, 450 nucleotides long. NCBI's taxonomy places the organism in Eukaryota, Metazoa, Chordata, Amphibia, Anura, Ranidae. The record is from the annotation of a GenBank genome assembly.
CACACAAUACACAGACACAUGUACACACAGACACAUGUACACACAUACACACAAAGACACACACACAUACAUGUACAUACACGCAGACACAUGUACAAAUACACACAUGUACAUACACACGGACACAUGUACAUGCAUACACAGACACACACAAACACACACAUGUACACACACACACACCCUAUAAAAAAGUUGCAGUACUUCGUUGUUCACUCACAGAGCUGGGUACUGCACUCUAGGGGGAGGCAGAGAGCACAGCACACACUCCUUGCUUUGCUUUCACUGCACUCAGCUAUUGAGCAGUCUGACGGCUCCCAGUGCCAAUGACAGAUCCAGCCUGAGUUUCGAGCCUGCUCAGCAAGACGGCCCCGGGGGGACACACUCUCCCCCACCAUAAUUUCCACUCGCCAUUGGCGAGCAGGCGAGUGGAAAUUUCAAGGCCUGCUGUAA